Molecule: messenger RNA, 3103 nt
Organism: Linum trigynum
Lineage: Eukaryota; Viridiplantae; Streptophyta; Magnoliopsida; Malpighiales; Linaceae
Source: the annotation of a GenBank genome assembly
GUCGCCCUAAAACUUCUUAUUUGUCGCCCUAAUUAAAUUACAUUUACUUUAACACCCUUAGUUACUUAACCCUAAAUAAACUUAUUUACUACACCAAUUAACAAAAUACAAUAAAAAAACAAUCUUUUUUCUUUUUUCUCAUCUCCCUCUGUGAUCGGUACAUAUGUCAAUUUAUGGAUUUGCAGCGAGGGAGAGUAAAGGUAUGAACUUUCUGGGCAUAAUCAAUCAUAUUUACCUUAAUGGAAAUAGGUUCCUCCACCAGGGAAAUUGAUCUUAUCCCGGUUAACAAUCUCCCUAACCUUAUAAUCAGUUGGCGGCGGAAUCAGAUAAUUAAGCCGCCACUGCGGCGGUGGACAUCUUAUCCCGGUUAACAACCAUCCAAUUCUAAUCGGACUCCAAUUUAUCUUCCCUAACUUUAUAACCAGCCGGCCGUGGAAUUAGACAAUUAAGCCGCCGCUGCGGCGGCGGACAGUGCCCGCUCGGAAUGCUCAAUCAACGACAAGUUCAGUUUCAACUUCGAGGGGUACAUAUGUCAAUUUGUUGUGUUUUAGGACGAUAAAAUUUAAAUUUUAGAGCGACAAAUAGCAAUUCAGUAAUACAAACCACCUAAAAUAUAUACGCCACCACGUCGUCUUUUGCUCAGUGUUCUACUCCACUUUCAUCUCUCGUUUACACCGCCGUUUUCUCCCCUCCUUCCCCUUGCUUUGCCAUCGCCGAAUCCGUCUCCCAUGGCUCCUUCCUUCGUAAUCAACGGCGGCGACUUCACCGCCGCCAGCACCAAGUCCUCCAGUGGCGGCCGCGCAUCCUCCGUUUACAGCGAGGUCCAGACCAGCCGAAUUGACUACACUCUCCCUCUCCCCUCGGUCCUUACUGGUCCAUUCAAGAUCGUUGAUGGCCCCGCUAGUUCCGCCGCCGGAAACCCUGAUGGGAUCGCCAAUCUGUUCCCAAAUCUGUUUGGCCAGCCUUCUACAAUGCUGGUGCCAACCGACGGCGAGCAUGCUCUCGAUUCCGGUCGCAAACUGAAAAUCGGCGUCGUCUUGUCCGGAGGCCAGGCCCCUGGAGGACACAAUGUCAUCUCGGGAAUCUUUGAUUACUUGCAGGCUCAUGCCAAGGGGAGUACGGUUUAUGGAUUUCGCGGGGGUCCUGCUGGUAUCAUGAAGUGCAAAUAUGUAGAAUUGACUCCUGACUACAUUCGCCCUUACAGAAACCAGGGUGGUUUUGAUAUGAUCUGCAGUGGCAGGGACAAGAUCGAGACACCUGAGCAGUUUAAGCAAGCUGAAGAAACUGCAGUGAAGCUCGAUUUGGAUGGGCUUGUUGUUAUUGGUGGGGAUGAUUCCAACACAAAUGCUUGCCUGCUUGCUGAAAACUUCAGGAGCAAGAAUUUGAAAGCACGGGUAAUUGGCUGCCCGAAGACAAUUGAUGGUGAUCUGAAAUGCAAAGAGGUCCCCACCAGUUUUGGAUUUGACACCGCCUGCAAGAUAUAUGCUGAAAUGAUUGGCAAUGUCAUGAUUGAUGCCAGAUCAACUGGGAAAUAUUAUCACUUUGUACGGCUUAUGGGUCGUGCUGCCUCCCACAUUACCUUGGAAUGUGCUUUGCAAACUCACCCCAACAUUACAAUCAUUGGGGAAGAGGUUGCUGCAAAAAAAUUGACACUUAAAAAUGUUACCGAUUACAUGGUUGAUGUGAUCUCCAAACGCGCUGAACUUGGUUAUAACUAUGGUGUUAUCCUUAUUCCGGAGGGCUUGAUUGAUUUCAUCCCUGAGGUCCAGCAGCUCAUUGCAGAACUGAAUGAAAUUCUGGCCCAUGAAGUUGUGGACGAAGCUGGGCUCUGGAAGAAGAAGCUUGCAGAGCAGUCUCUUCAGCUUUUUGACUUUUUACCUCAAGCAAUUCAGGAGCAAUUGAUGCUUGAGAGAGAUCCACAUGGGAAUGUUCAGGUUGCUAAAAUAGAGACAGAGAAAAUGCUAAUUCAGAUGGUUGAAACUGAGUUGGAAAAAAGGAAGCUAGAAGGUUCAUACAAAGGCCAAUUCAAAGGACAGUCCCACUUCUUUGGGUAUGAAGGAAGAUGUGGUUUGCCAACUAAUUUUGAUUCUAUGUACUGUUAUGCAUUGGGCUAUGCUGCUGCUGUUCUUCUCCACAGUGGGAAGACUGGGUUGAUUUCAUCAGUUGGAAAUCUAGGUGCCCCUGUUUCAGAAUGGACGGUUGGUGGGACUGCAUUGACUUCCUUGAUGGAUGUGGAGAGAAGACAUGGUAAAAACAAGCCCGUUAUCAAGAAGGCAAUGGUAGAGCUCGAAGGCGCACCUUUCAAAAAGUUUGCUUCAAUGCGGGACGAAUGGGCACUCAAGAACAGAUACAUCAGUCCUGGUCCUAUUCAGUUUAUGGGACCUGGGGCAGAUGAUGUCAACCAUACCCUACUGUUGGAACUUGGACUUGUUGCUGCUUAAAGCUCCGGAAUGAAAUGAUUGCUUCUCUUCGUCUCCAUUUAUUCCAUUUGCUUCGGGGGGGUUUUAGUACGCACUUGUUUAUGCUGAUCGAUCAUGUUUGUCCAGCUAUCCAACGACGUAACGCUAACCGACUUGUCUGUCCUGGGUGUGAUUUGUUAGAUUAGAUGAAUAAUGACAUUUCAUCUGCACUUGCAGCAUGGGCUUUUAGUGUACUCAAUCUAGAUCUAUUGUCGGAAUAAUUUGAAGUAUCUGAAUUCCAGAGCUGUGAUUUUUGCCAUUAGCAGUGGUCAUAUUUCGAUAUCAUCUUUCGUGCACAGUCGAGAUGUGACAUACAGGAACCGGAAUUCGUCGGAAUGUGCCAUGAGAAAUGACUACAUCACCAAAAUAUCUCGAUAUACUGCGUAUUUCGUCAAUUUGUUGUGUUGUGGUUCUUGUACAGAUUCCAAAAAGUUUGCGCUUUAUCAGAAAAAUGAUCAAUAUUGUUUGUUUAGAUCUCUCAAAACCAAAAUCGAAACGCCAUAAAUAGACAACACUGAUGAUAUCGGAGAUGAGCUAAUCCAGCAGAUUAGAAAGCUGAGAAGCUAUUGUUUAAAUUACAGGAAAAAAUCUCAGAAUACACUAAUUAUUAAAAAAAAUUCCCUAAAUACAGUACUUAUAAACUU